Molecule: messenger RNA, 1365 nt
Organism: Penicillium nucicola
Lineage: Eukaryota; Fungi; Ascomycota; Eurotiomycetes; Eurotiales; Aspergillaceae
Product: sugar porter family MFS transporter
Exons: 7
Coding region: 1-1365 (454 amino acids)
Biological process (GO): transmembrane transport; carbohydrate transport
Cellular component (GO): membrane
Molecular function (GO): carbohydrate:proton symporter activity
Source: RefSeq, a predicted model, not a curated record
AUGCUGAAACUGGAAGGUAGGUCUCUACAAAUUGCCAUUGCGGUAAGUGCUGGCAGCGCAUACCUGUUAUUCGGCUACGAUCAAGGUGUCCUAGGUGGACUUGUGUCAUAUCCUGGCUUCUUGUCAGCCAUCGGGAAUCCGAGCUCCGGGUAUCUGGGCACCAUAGUGGCCUUGUUCAACAUCGGUUGUCUCGGCGGAUGUGUGAUCUCGGGCUUUUUUGGAAACAAAUUAGGUCGAAAGAAUGCAAUUACCCUGGGAUGUGUCAUUAUGGUUGUUGGUGGUGCUGUUCAGGCGAGCACAUUUAGUGCUGGACAACUCAUCGCCGGUCGGAUAAUUUCUGGAAUUGGGAAUGGCAUCAAUACUUCUACAGUGCCCGUAUACGUGUCCGAAACCUCGCGAAUGGCCGUGCGUGGGAGGUCGCUCGCCAUUCAGAUGUCGAUCGUUAUUUUUGGUACAGUGGUUGCAUACUGGCUAGACUAUGGCAUGAUUCGCACUCAAACCGGUGAUGUCGUUUGGCGGUUCCCCCUGGCUUUCCAAGAUUUCUUUGCUUUGAUUACCAUUUUUACCAUGCCACUUCUACCGGAAUCACCGAGGUGGUUAUAUUCUCAUGGCCGUCAGGAAGAAGCUAUAAGCGUACUAUCCCAGCUUCUUUCCUUGCCGGAAGAUCAUGCCAACCUCCGCACUGUGGUGGCGGAAAUGGAGCAGGCUCUUUCGUUGGAGCAAAGCCAUAAAUCAAAUUUCUCAAUUUCCACUCUGUUGUUCGAGAAAACAGACAUCAAAAAUACGAGGCGCUUGAUUCUGUGCUUCAUGGUACAGUUCUUUCAGCAAUUUACCGGCAUCAAUGUGAUCGCAUUCUAUGUGACAAUUGUACUUGAAACAAACGUCGGGCUAUCGCGUGAGCUAAGUAGCCUUGUAGCAGGCUUUAUCCAAAUCGCAUUCUGGGUCGGCACAUUUCCACCCAUAUUCCUCAUUGAUCGGCUAGGUCGACGAAAGGUUCUUAUGCUAGGAUCAACAAUGCUUUUUCUGGCCAUGACAUUGUUCACGGUUGGCAUUGCAUUGCAAACUCCCGCUUCAUCUCGUCUAGCUCUUGGAAUGCUUAUCAUUUACGAAAUCUCUUUUGGCAUGAGCUGGAACAGCGUACCGUGGCUAUAUGCACCGGAAAUCACGCCCCUUAAUAUUCGACAUAUCGGUGCAGCGACUGGGUGUUUUUCGGAGUGGUUAUGGACAUUCGUGAUUGCGCAGAUGACACCACCGGCUAUUGCCAACACUGGCUGGAAAAUUUAUAUCUUGUUUUGUGUAAUGAUCGCACUAAGUAUUCCGUUUGUUUACUUCUUUAUGCCAGAGGUUGGUCUCCCCUUAUCUUGA